This is a messenger RNA of Dipodomys spectabilis (banner-tailed kangaroo rat), 1068 nucleotides long. RefSeq names its product male-specific lethal 3 homolog. The transcript has a single exon. Gene Ontology annotation, biological process: regulation of DNA-templated transcription; chromatin organization. Lineage: Eukaryota; Metazoa; Chordata; Mammalia; Rodentia; Heteromyidae. The record is from RefSeq and is a predicted model, not a curated record. Gene Ontology annotation, cellular component: nucleus; MSL complex; NuA4 histone acetyltransferase complex. The coding region runs from base 1 to 1068 and encodes 355 amino acids.
AUGGAAGACCGGACCGUGGCGCUGGACAUCCCCGAGGUGCUGAAGAAGCAGCUGGAGGACGACUGCUACUGCGUCAACCGCAGGAAGCGGUUGGUCCGCCUUCCCUGCCACACCAACGUCCUCACCAUCUUGGAAUCUUACGUGAAGCAUUUUGCUAUCAACAUUGCCUCUGCCACCAGCGACCGGCCUCGCCACCAUCAUGCCGUGGGGCCGGCCCCCGACGGUGCGCCCGACAUCCCCGUGGAAAAGAACAUUGACCUUUGUAAGGAGAUGGUGGACGGAUUGAGAAUAACCUUCGAUGCCAUGCUCCCGUUGGUUUUGCUCUACCCCUACGAACAAGCCCAGUAUCGGAGGACGACUUCGUCUGAUUUCUUCCUUCCCAUUAAAGAGAGUAGUACAAAUACUCAUUGCCCAGGGGAACCCUCUCCCAGCCCGCCUUUGCUGAAUCCCUUCCCGCCACAGUCCACGGAGAGUCAGCCGACCGGCAGUGAGUCGGCCACCCCCAAGAGGCGCAGAGCCGAGGCCGAGUCGUCGUCCUCACGGCCUCUGAGGCGUUCCACGCGCCACACCACCAGUUUGGACGGGCGAUCCCAGAACAGCGCGUCGCCUCAGCUCAAGCGCCGCCAGCAGGACCCGCCCCCGGGAAUGCCCAGAUUGUUCCUGCACUUGGAGAAGAAGAUACCUGUGCACAGCGGGUCAUCUGCUCCCGUUCCUCCGACUCCUAGUAUGGAAGGGAUUGCCCUGUUGGCUGGUCUUGAAGGAAAAAGAACCACCGAAAUAAACAAGGUCCUCUCGUGGAAGCUUGUGCCAGACAAUUACCCCCCAGUUGACCAGCCACCUCCACCCUCUUACAUUUAUGGAGCACAACAUUUGCUGAGAUUGUUUGUGAAACUGCCAGAAAUACUUGGAAAGAUGUCCCUUGCAGAGAAGAAUCUGAAGGCUUUACUGAAGCACUUGGAUCUCUUUCUGAGAUUUUUAGCGGAGUAUCGUGACGACUUAUUCCCAGAAUCGGCUUAUGUCGCUGCUUGUGAGGUGCAUCACAGCACCAAAAAUCCCAAGGCAGUAUAG